AUAUCACACUUGUUCCGCGAAUUUACGGGAUCAAUAGUAUCUGAUGCGUAUUCAAGACGGGAUUCCGUACGAGGGCCAGGUCGCGUUCACUCCACUCGAUGGCCACAGGCAAAUGCAUCUAUUCCUAUUCUCUUUGCACCUAGUG
This is a messenger RNA of Paraglomus occultum, 145 nucleotides long. Lineage: Eukaryota; Fungi; Glomeromycota; Glomeromycetes; Paraglomerales; Paraglomeraceae. The record is from the annotation of a GenBank genome assembly.